AUUAAAAUAAUAGUAUAACACCGAUGCGCCGGUGACGCGUGUACUGCGGCUCGGCCAGCGGUGAUAGAAUAUUAUUCACGGUCGCAUCGGCAGGUGCACUCGCGCUCGUGGUCCAUCUUCAGUGCAUCGUCGGUAUUAUUUUCUCACGACAAAAGCACGUCCCGGUAAACCGUUUGCCGUCCGUCCUUCCGUCCGAUUUUCCGGCUGUACGCUACAAGAUGGGUGAUCGACCCACCGACGAGGCCACGUGGUCGUCCCGCACGGAUUACCUGGACGCGGUCGUGUUCCCGCGGGCCGCGGCCGAGGGCGCGUUCGGGCCGGGCGCCGUUUACGCGUCGUUCCGCGCGGACGACCGGGACGGCGCGGCGGCGGCCGGCGACCAGUUCAUGUCCGACAUCGUUUUCGGCACCGUCACGCUGACCGGAGCCGCCGAGCGGCCGGCGGGCGGCGGCGUGCCCGUCGUGGUCAAGUUCAAGAACGCGGACGCCCGCAUGUCGGCCAUGAUGAACAUGCACGAAAAGUUCUACAACGAGUACGUGUUCUACGCCCGUCUGCUGCCCGCGCUCGCCGCGUCCGCCGCCGACCCGGCCGCCGCGUUCGCGUUGUUCCCGCGGUUCUUGUACUCGAACGCGACCCCGGACGGCGGCGCGGCCGACGGACAUCAUCAGGUGAUCGUCCUGGCCAGCGUGGCGCCCGACGGUUAUCGCGCGGCCGACGAACGGGUGUUCCUGGACGCCGAACACGUGCUGCUGGCGCUCCGCAAGUUGGGCGCCCUGCACGGGCUGUCGUACAACGCCAAGGCCGGCGGCGCGGGGACAUCGUUCGCUGACCUCUGCACCUCCGCCCUGGUCGAGACCCAAUGGUACGACGGACACUGGUACAAGAGUCCGCGUUUCUUGUCAGGAACCGGUGGUCGGGGCGUGAAUGCGUUAAGGAAAUCGGACAAGAGUGGCCAGUACGAGCGUGCUGUGGACAGGAUGCGGGCCGCGCUGAACGGCGAGAGCACGACGAUGGCCGGGCUGCUGCGGCCGGUCGAGCCGCUGGCCGUGUUGUGCCACGGCGACUUUUGCCGCAACAACCUGCUGUACAGGUACGACCCGGCCACCGGGCGGCCCGCGGACGUGGUCGUGCUGGACCCGGCGCAGGCGCGGUACGCGUCGCCGGCCGUCGACCUGUCGUUCUUCCUGUACAUGAACACGACGGACGCCGACCGGACGGCGCACUGGGACCGGUACGUGGCCGCCUACCUGGACGGCGUCGCGGACGUGACGCCCGACGGCCGCCCCUUGCCGCUGACCGCCGCCGACGUGCACGCCGAGAUGCGCGCGCACGGGCUGUACGGUUACGCGCACUGUUCGUUCUUCUUGCCGGCCAUGGUGAACGCCGAGCCGCCCGACGUGCAACGGCUUACCACGUGCACGGCCGACGAGCGCAUCGAGCUCAUCAACGAGUCCGGCGGACAGCAUGCCGACGACCUGCUCGCGUCCAUCGUCAGACACAUGGCUGACCGCGGUUACGCCUGACGACGGGCCGACGAUCACCGACGACGACGACGACGACGAGAGGGAUGCGAAAUGAAACCUCUCGGGCAACUGCCGAGUAGUCGAAAAGCUAUUAUACGGAAAACAAUUUUAAUAUAUAUAUUUUUUAUUAUUAUUAUUAUCACUACGCAUCAUAUUAUCAAAAUAAAAACGAUUAUAAAAAACAUUACCACUCGA
Messenger RNA from Aphis gossypii (cotton aphid), 1718 nucleotides. RefSeq lists its product as uncharacterized. The transcript is spliced from 2 exons. The record is from RefSeq and is a predicted model, not a curated record. Bases 219 to 1523 code for a protein of 434 amino acids. NCBI's taxonomy places the organism in Eukaryota, Metazoa, Arthropoda, Insecta, Hemiptera, Aphididae.